Molecule: messenger RNA, 5311 nt
Organism: Rhineura floridana
Lineage: Eukaryota; Metazoa; Chordata; Lepidosauria; Squamata; Rhineuridae
Gene: ACSL4
Product: acyl-CoA synthetase long chain family member 4
Exons: 16
Coding region: 528-2663 (711 amino acids)
Biological process (GO): neuron differentiation; long-chain fatty-acyl-CoA metabolic process; long-chain fatty acid metabolic process
Cellular component (GO): plasma membrane; endoplasmic reticulum; lipid droplet
Molecular function (GO): arachidonate-CoA ligase activity
Source: RefSeq, a predicted model, not a curated record
CCUCCCCGUCUCCCUCAGACGGCGCCCCCGUCCCUCCCGCGGUCUCGCUCGCUUUCUUGACGUCUCUCAGCCAUUUUUAAACUGCGUGAGGCGGGCAGCGGAGCCGGAGCCGGGUGAGGGAGAAAUUCGGUUACAGCGGCCGAGGCGAGGCACAGCCAGUCCCCUCACGAUCUUAAACAGUCUUCCCCAACUUACUGUGGAUUGAACUACUUGUGAAGAAACCACUUUUUUUCUGGAUAUACUAUGAAACCAGUAACGGAUUGAAGCUAACAAACUGUUACUAAUUUUCCUCCCUGCUGUCUGAUUACCUGUGAUCUUCAACCACCAAUAAUCUGCUGCUGCUGGCUUCCAAAUAUUUCUAACAUUUCAGUGAUUACUAUGAAACUGAGCCACCUUAAGCCUUCAUUUUGCUUUUGUGUGCUGCUGCUGCUGCUUCCACUUUUGCCUUGCAAAAACUAAGACACUUGGAAUCCCCAAAGGACAGGAGAAGGAUAAUAGACUUUAAAAGAAAAAGAAAGCUGGCCAUUAUGAGGCUUAAGCUAGGACUACGCUUCUUUCUCUUGCUCCCUGUGUACUUGUUGAUAAAUCUGUACAGUGCCCUUAUAUUCAUUCCAUGGUAUUUUCUUACAAAUGCUAAGAAGAAAAAAGCUAUGGCAAAGCGCUUAAAAGCUAAGCCCAUCUUUAACAGCCCUGGAAGUCCAUACCGAUCCAUUUCGCAUCUUGAGUCAUUAGCUACCAUAGACUUUUCUGGAGCAGAUACUUUGGACAAACUGUUUGAUCACGCUGUAGCACAGUUUGGGAAAAAGGAUUGUCUUGGAAUAAGAGAGAUCCUGAGUGAAGAGAAUGAAAUGCAGCCCAGUGGAAAAGUUUUUAAAAAGCUGAUCCUAGGAAAUUAUAGAUGGCUGAACUAUGAGGAAGUUAACCAGAAACUGAACCACUUUGGGAAUGGACUAGCUGCACUUGGGCUAAAGCCAAAGAGCACAGUUGCUAUAUUCUGUGAAACUCGAGCCGAAUGGAUGAUCGCAGCACAAACAUGUUUCCGAUACAACUUUCCUUUGGUUACUUUAUACGCAACCCUUGGAGAAGACGCAGUAGCCUAUGGACUGAAUGAAUCUGGAGCAUCAUAUCUAAUCACUAGCACAGACCUUUUAGAAAGCAAACUUAAGAAUGUAUUGUCAGAAAUCCCCUGCCUCAGACAUAUCAUUUAUGUGGACAAGAAGACUAUCAAUAAGUCAGACUAUCCUGAAACACUGGAGAUCCAUAGCAUGCAAGCAGUAGAAGAACUGGGAGCCAGACCAGAAAACUUAAACAUCCCUCCAAGUCGACCUAAUCCUACAGAUAUGGCCUUAGUAAUGUACACCAGUGGCUCCACUGGGAGGCCUAAAGGAGUGAUGAUGAUGCAUAAAAACUUGAUAGCUGGAAUGACAGGACAGUGUGAGCGAAUACCUGGGCUGGGACCCAAGGACACAUACAUUGGUUAUCUGCCUUUGGCUCAUGUAUUAGAACUGACAGCAGAAAUUUCCUGUAUUACAUAUGGCUGCAGGAUUGGAUAUUCCUCUCCACUCACGCUAUCAGACCAGUCAAGUAAAAUUAAAAAGGGAAGCAAAGGAGAUUGUUCUGUUCUGAAACCCACACUGAUGGCAGCUGUACCUGAAAUCAUGGAUCGAAUUUAUAAGAAUGUUAUGAGCAAAGUUCAAGAAAUGAACUAUAUCCAGAAGACAUUAUUCAAGAUUGGAUAUGACUAUAAAUUAGAACAAAUCAAAAGGGGCUAUGAUGCACCCCUAUGUAAUUUACUUUUGUUUAAAAAAGUGAAAGCAUUGCUAGGAGGGAAUGUACGUAUGAUGCUUUCAGGAGGAGCACCCCUUUCACCUCAGACACAACGAUUCAUGAACAUUUGUUUCUGCUGUCCUGUUGGCCAAGGAUAUGGCUUAACAGAAACUUGUGGAGCAGGGACAAUUACUGAAGUUUCUGACUACAGCACUGGCAGAGUAGGGGCUCCUCUAAUCUGCUGUGAGAUUAAACUGAGAGACUGGCAAGAAGGAGGCUACACUACCAGAGACCAGCCAAACCCUAGGGGAGAGAUUAUAAUUGGUGGGCCUAAUGUCUCAAUGGGAUACUUCCGAAAUGAAGAGAAGACAGCAGAAGAUUUUAUCAUUGAUGAAAAUGGCCAGCGAUGGUUUUGCACUGGAGAUAUUGGAGAGUUUCAUUCUGAUGGCUGUCUGCAGAUCAUAGAUCGCAAAAAAGAUUUGGUGAAGUUACAGGCAGGAGAAUAUGUAUCGCUGGGCAAAGUUGAGGCAGCCCUGAAAAACUGUCCACUUAUUGACAAUAUCUGUGCUUAUGCCAAAAGUGAUCAGUCUUAUGUCAUCAGUUUUGUGGUUCCCAAUCAGAAGAAGUUAACUGCUCUUGCUGAACAGAAGGGUGCAGUUGGCAACUGGGUGGACAUCUGUAACAAUCCUAUUAUGGAAUCUGAAGUCCUGAAAGAGAUUAAGCAGAUGGCUAACAAAAUGAAACUCGAGAGGUUUGAAAUACCUGUCAAAGUGCGGUUAAGCCCAGAGCCCUGGACUCCAGAGACUGGCCUAGUUACAGAUGCUUUCAAGUUGAAAAGGAAAGAGCUGAAGAACCAUUACCUCAACGACAUUGAGCGAAUGUAUGGCGGUAAAUAACCUCCAAACAUCAUGAGUCGAGAAGUUGUGCAGGAUUCCUUCUAGGACUGAGCAACAAAUGUAACUCCCCAAACAUUGGCUAUAAUUAUAAAUGGAGAGGUGGCAUUUUGUGAAAAGGAUGAAAGCUACACUUCAUUUUAAAGAAGGAACGGCACUGGCUUCCUGAACUAUACUUUCAAGAUGCUGUUAAAAUGACUGACCCACUGCCAUUGUUUCAUUUGAUCACUCCCAGUACAGAAUGGUUGUGUUCAUAUGAAACUCCCUCAUUGGGUAAACCAUUGUUUCUUCCUUUUUAUAUUCUGGCUUCUCUUACUCAUAAGGAAUUAAAUCAUCUUUGAAGUUUCCAAUAUGAUGAUUUUAAAAAUGGAGGAAAAUGAGCUUGUAUUUAAUUUAUGCACUGUAUAUGGAAAAAGUGAAGAAAGAAUAGGCAGAAUCAAGCUUAUAGUUUCCAGAGUGCUGCUCAUAAAUCUGUAAUCUCAGGUCCUUUGGUAGAUAAAGUAGUUUCUUUUAACUUGACUGUCAUUAUGCAGAGCUAAGAGACAGAGAGGAGAUAAGUUUGUCUUUUGAAUGGUACUUUCACACAGCCAAAAAUAGACAGAUCCACAAUGCUCCUAACACACAACUGCUUUGGAAUGGGGUUUUGCACAGUGUGUAUAUUCAGCAAACACGUUUAGUUCAUUAAAGCGUCACUGAUCAAAUUUUUGCAGCAGAAAUAUUACCACUGAGUUCUAUAUGCUUAUGCUAGUUUGCUAGUUAACUGAAUACACACUGAGUGCAGUUAGCUAUAGUUCAGGCUGCUAAAGAAAGCACUUUGGCUGUGUGGAAAUACUGAGGAGGAAGAGACAUCUGUGGUACUUUUUUGAGAGUAUUAAGGGCCCAGUAGCAUUUUACUCUACAGUGAAGAGCUGUAAAUGCAGCUUUAAAACCAAUAUUUCUCUUCAGUGUCUUCUGCCUUUAUAAACCACAGACCACAUGAUUCCCUUGAUUUUAAUAGUUCAUGAAUUUAAUAUGGGAGAGGCAAGACAUAUAAUACUGGUGGGAUCUUCUGCAUGCCAGUAUUCAGAGUAUUUAUAGUGCCUAAAAGGGAGACAAGUACACUUCAGAGGUGGACUGUAAUCCACAUUGAAAUGCAUCCUCUCUGUUCCCUAAGGGUUGCAUCCUGCACUUCUAAUACUACUACAAGGAGUCAUUUCCUAUUCAAACCCAAACAUCUAAAAACCUUCUUUUAAAUGAUGGCAAGUUAGUGAUCUUUGCCAUCUCUAACACUACGCCAGCUUCUAACGGUAACACCCGCAUCCAUUAAGUUUUCAGAUAAUUUAUUUAGUACAUUAGGACACUUCCUUGGAAAUCAGUGGGACUAAACAAGUUUGAUGGCUAAACUUUGUCUCUGUCUUCUUAACUGUACACUUGUACUUAUCAAGAAUGGUGAUUUGGGAUGUCUGUGCCUGUUCUCCCAAGCACAUCCAGACCAAGAAUUCAGUCGUUGGUUUUUUUAUGUUGCUUUUUUUUUUUAACUUUGAAAAGGCAUUUCUAUUUAUCUUUUAAUACAUCGCACAACAAGUCAUAUGUAAAAACUGAAUUUCUUACUUGUGAGCAAUGAACUUGAUCUUUGGAAGUUUUUGUUAAAGGAACUUGUUCAAAAGGAAAAUACUGUAUUUAAAUCUUGUCUUCUUUCCGUUUGUGAAAAUGUUUGUUUAAAAACUGGAAUUUCUUGCUGUGCUGAGGGGAGAGUCAGGCAAAGACUCUCCUGUAGUUUGCUGUUUUUGUGUGCUGCAUUCAACAGAGUGUCUCUCUUUUUUGUUUUCCUUUAGUUCAUGCUCUGGACUUUUAUAUCCCUGCAAGCAGGUCACACUUGAACUAGAAAUACUGUAAGAUGUGGCAAUUCUUGAUGCUGUUCUACUUUGCACUUUUCUCUUAAUCCUUUUAUAUAUGUUGCUUCCAGUUUUGUACAGCUGUGACCCUUGAUUGCAAUGUGUUAUACUUUGACUUGGCGCUAAAAAGUAUUUAUAAAAUAGAUUUCUUUUAUUCAUAAUAUUUAAGUGUGUAUAUUAUGGUCAAAAGAAAACAAUCCGGUAUUGUUUCUAAAAAAUGAAGAGAUUUUUGUAUGAAAUGUUGUUCCUGCACACAGCAGUUUUAAAUACAGCUUGGGCAAGUUUUUCCUUCUAUGAAGUGUAUGUGUGGAUCAGUCAACCUUCAAAAUGACAACAAAUUACUAAUUCCAGUUUUCAUUAAGCCCGUUGUGCCAUUGUUCUGGCUGCAACUGGUUAUCCUGUCCUUAAGGACCAAUUUUAAUUUUGAAGCUACAAGGGAUAGUUUAGAUAAUUUUUUCACUGUACUUCUCCUGCCAAACCAGCACACUGCCAACUGAGCUUGUCAACUCCAAUCUGACGACUGCUAAUGGGACCAGGAAAAUGCCUCUUGGUAGUUACUAACCAAACACAUACACUUGUUUACAUAUACAGGAAAUGCUUACCCUGUCAAUUAGUGGAUGUUUUUCUCAAGUGAACUUGUUGAGGUCUGUUACAUUCAGUAUGUGAUAAAAAUUGCUCUUAGACACAAAUUUGCUAUUUUGAAUGUCAUUCAUGACAAAAAUUGUGGAAAAAAACAAAUAUGUGGAGUAAAUAGCCAUUGUGUGCUUCUAAAUCUAA